UCUAACCGGUUGUAGAACCCUUAAUUAGACAUACAAUGUGUACAUCCGGUAGCUGACCUUGUCGAAUAUAUUCAGCUGUGAUAUUUUGAGAUCAUGGCUGUUAAAGAGUCAUCUAAUUGGAAUCCCUGGGAACUCUUCAGAGAAUCCCCAAAGGAUCUAAAAAAUACUGAAAAUAGGAAGGCACUGCGCACUGUUGCACGAGCUGAAUGGGUUAAAAAGAAGACAUCUCCUUAUUCCAGUGGCACUGGUUACAUUUUUGAUCCAUCAGUGCAAAGACACAUUGCAGCAAGAGUGACGAGAUUUCAACACUUUUCAGUCACAAACAACUCAAUUUCCAAAGUGUUUCUCCUGUACAUACUGCCGAUUUCUCUUACUUGUUAUGUGUGCCACAAAUAUCGGGUUUGGUAUGUCAACGGUAUUGAUUCAGGAGAAAUUCCACCGUCCAAACAGCCCAAUAAAUUCAUGUGGUAGACUAAGUGUAUCUACUCAUUAAAUGACAGUGAAGUGAGCAAUUUAGGUGGAAUAAUCAAUUCGACUGGAGGAACACUUUUUUCAGAUUUUGUUUUAAGUGGAUGCAGCUAUCCUAUUAAAUGUAUGAAUAAAAGAUAUGCAUGUGUUCACUGCUA
Messenger RNA from Mizuhopecten yessoensis (Yesso scallop), 626 nucleotides. RefSeq lists its product as uncharacterized. Gene Ontology annotation, cellular component: mitochondrion. The record is from RefSeq and is a predicted model, not a curated record. The coding region runs from base 94 to 471 and encodes 125 amino acids. The transcript is spliced from 4 exons. Lineage: Eukaryota; Metazoa; Mollusca; Bivalvia; Pectinida; Pectinidae.